AUGUCCAGUUUUUCAACUGUCCGCCGUCUGCGAGGUAUCCUCGCCGUAAACAACCCCACGGCAACCACUAAAACCCCCAUUACCUCUUCAAAUUCCACCAAUCAGACACCCCAAGCAAUUGUAAAUUUCUUGAAAGAAUCAUCACAGCACCCUAAGUUCCGACGCGAAGGACGGGUCCAUUAUGAACUCGCCGUUCACCGCCUUGCAAAAGCCAACUACUUCUCCGGCAUCGAAGAAAUUAUCGAGCAUCAAAAGCAGUUCCCAGAUGUUCGUAACGAGGCCUUUGUCUCCCGCCUUAUACUUCUCUAUGGGAAAGCGAAAAUGUAUCAUCACGCACGUAAACUGUUCGACGAAAUGCCUCAACUAAAUUGUCCACGGACUAUCCUUUCCUUCAAUGCCCUUUUGGAUUCAUGCGUUAGGUCAGAGAGAUAUGAUGAAAUUGGCGGGUUGUUUCGUGAAUUGCCCGCGAAAUUGUCGAUUGAGCCUAAUUUACUGUCUUAUAACCUUGCGAUUAAGGCGUUGUGUAAGGCUGGUUCUUUCGAUUCUGCUGUGCUUUUGAUGGAUGAGAUUGAAAAGAAUGGGAUUAAGCCGGAUACUGUGACUUGUAAUACCUUGUUAAUCGCACUUUAUGAAAGUCAAAGGAUUUCUGAAGCUGAAAAUUUGUGGGUUGUGAUGGAAAACAGAAAUAUUAUCCCUGAUCUUUGCAGUUACAAUAUUAGAUUACGAAGUUUGGCUAAAGUUAAUGAGGUUUCAAAGGCGAUUCAGUUCUUCGAGGAGAUCGUUAAGAAGGGUUUCAAACCGGAUAGAUUCAGUUACAAUACUAUGAUAAAGAUGUAUAUCCAUGAGGGGAAUUUGGAGGAGGCUAAAAUGUGGUACCAGAAGAUGCUACAAAAUGGAUGCCUUCCCGACUAUGCAACGUUUAAUAUGCUUAUUCCUUUGGCUUGUGACACGAAAAAAUUUGAAUUUGCACUCUGCUUGUGCAAGAAAGCUAUUGAUUCACAAGUAAUUGUUAAUAGAGAUAACAUGCAGAGAGUUGUUGAUGGCUUAGUUGAGCACUCUAAGAUUGAAAAUGCAAAGGAGCUGGUUAAGUUGGCCAAGUCUUGUAAGAGAUUCCUGUAUAAGCUUUCGUUGCCUUCGCAUAACUAG
Molecule: messenger RNA, 1146 nt
Organism: Nicotiana attenuata
Lineage: Eukaryota; Viridiplantae; Streptophyta; Magnoliopsida; Solanales; Solanaceae
Product: pentatricopeptide repeat-containing protein At3g13160, mitochondrial-like
Exons: 1
Coding region: 1-1146 (381 amino acids)
Cellular component (GO): chloroplast
Molecular function (GO): protein binding
Source: RefSeq, a predicted model, not a curated record